AUGAUAAAAGCUAUGAAUAUGGCCAAUUUCACUGAUGCAAACUGUACUAUUCAUCAACUACAAUUAUGUGUGCGAUCAACGAUGGAAAUCGAAGAAUUUCUCUCGUCAGUAAUUACGAAGUGCAAGAAAAUUGCAACUCACUUCAAUCACUCCCUAAUCGCGCAAAAUGAAUUGAAACAAAUUCAAACAGAAAGACUGAACCAAUCAGGACUAAGUAUAAUUCAGGAAUGUUCCACACGAUGGAACGCGACGUAUUAUAUGAUGAAAAGAAUAUUGACAUUAAAAGACUCCUUAGUACUGUAUUCGGGCGCGCAUGAUAUACCAAUUCUUAAUGCUGAUGAAUGGCUCGACUUGAAAAAGUGUGUUGCAAUACUAAAGCCGUUCGAAGAAAUUACAAAGGAGUUAAGUAGUGCUACUGCAACAAUAGCAUCAGUGAUUCCAUUAAUAUAUACUCUUAAAAACACACUAGAAACAGAGAAGAGUAAAGAAGAGACUUCUGAGAACUUCAAAUUAAUGAUUACGAAAAUGAUCCAAGACAUCAAUGUCAGAUUUCAGGAUAUUGAAAAUAAUAAAAUAUAUACAAUAGCUACUUAUCUAGAUCCACGGUUUAAACUCAAGUUUUUUACUGAAAUUACGAAGGAACAGGUACAGUCUGAGAUUCUGGGGAUUCUUGGGUGUUCAAAAGCUUCUCGUGAUGAAGGUCCUUCUUCACCUAAGAGAUCACGGAAUGAGAUUCCGACAACAAGCUCAAGCAACUAUUCACACAUUCAAUCUUGUCUAGCUGAAAUAUUAAGCUUAAGUGACGAGGAAGAGCAAAACAUAGAUUGUGGUGAUGAUGUGCACAAUCAAUUUAUUGUUAAAAAGACAUUACUAAAUGAAUACAACAGGGAGAAACGAUUGACACUCAAUGAAGAUCCACUUUUAUGGUGGAAAAUGCAUACCAAGUACCAUUGCUUAAGUGAUUUAGUAAGACAGUACCUUUCUCCACCUCCUGGAAGUGUACCAAGUUAUCUAGACAAGACACUGAACGACUUUUUGCCCCACCUUUUAACUAUACACGGACUCUGCACCAGCUCAUAG
This is a messenger RNA of Parnassius apollo (apollo), 1080 nucleotides long. NCBI's taxonomy places the organism in Eukaryota, Metazoa, Arthropoda, Insecta, Lepidoptera, Papilionidae. The record is from the annotation of a GenBank genome assembly.